Molecule: messenger RNA, 2098 nt
Organism: Labeo rohita (rohu)
Lineage: Eukaryota; Metazoa; Chordata; Actinopteri; Cypriniformes; Cyprinidae
Gene: lgals3bp.3
Product: galectin 3 binding protein, tandem duplicate 3
Exons: 4
Coding region: 139-1839 (566 amino acids)
Cellular component (GO): membrane
Source: RefSeq, a predicted model, not a curated record
CAUUAAGUCCAAGUUUCACAAUAGUUUACUUGAUUUGGUUGUUAUUUAAAAAGAAAAGCAAGUUGUGUUGUGACUCAUUCAGCUGUGAAGUGUGUUCCUGUUGUUGUCGUAAACAAUAUUUCCAGCAAAAGAAGAAUCAUGUACUUUCUAUGGCCUCUACUGUUUCUUCAUGUUUCAGCAAUACGUCGUUUACCAAUAGUUGGAAAUGUCCGACUGAAGCAGCCUUCACAGGAGGGCAGUGUGCGAUUGGUGGGGGAUCUUCCCUCAUCUGGACGUGUGGAUAUCUACCAUGAUGGGCAGUGGGGUACAGUCUGUGAUGAUGGAUGGGAACUGGCUGAUGCGCAGGUGGUGUGUCGUCAGCUGGGUUUUUCUGGAGCGAUCUCAGUUAUGACUGGAGGACAAUAUGGUGAAGGUUCUGGUCCAAUCUGGCUGGAUGACAUGAACUGUAAAGGCUCAGAGAGUUCACUGUCUGAAUGCAGCUUCAAAGGCUGGGGUAUUACUGACUGCUCACAUAAAGAGGACGCAGGAGUGGUCUGUGAGUCUGGUACAAACAUAACCAGCAAUCGUCAGUUCUUUCUGGAUAACAGUCUGGGUUUGUCUGAUGAUCUCGGUCUUCUGUUUGACAGUGGAGAUGGUUGUGAUUUCAGAAUUAACAUACAAGACGUCAGCGAAGGGGCAAAACUGACAUUCUGUGUGCACAGUACAAUCCUCAUGAUUUAUCCAGAAUUAAACAUAACAAAUAACUCCAGAACCCUCACAGUGAAUGUCAGCCAGACUUGCCAUCCUCAUGUCUCUGCUUUUCUCAGGUAUUUGUACACACGUCAGAUUGAUGUUUCCAUCACAUCGGCUCAAUGUCUGCAUCGGCUGGCAUUUAUCUUUGGAGUGAAGAAGCUUAUGGAGGAUGUUGGAAGGGCCUUCACUGUACUCCUUCCCGAAGACAACACCUUCCGUACACAGUUAUCCAUGUACGAGUACGCCGUCCGCACACAUGAUCUUGUUCUGCAGGAGAACGUUCUUCAGUAUCUUUCUUGGAACUGUGCGUAUCUCAUAAACUCUCCAGUGUGGAGCACCAUCUCCUUUCCCAUGAUGGACGCUCUGCUACAGCGCUCAGACCUGAUUGUGAAAGAUGAAGCUUUGCUUCUUGAAGCUCUGGAGAGAUGGAUUCAAGGCAAAGGUGAUGAGAUUAAUUCAGAUCAACAGGCCAGUCUCCUGAAUCAAAUCCGCUUCCUCUUGAUCCCAGUGGAUAAACUGUAUGAAAUACAGGUUUCCUCAAAGGUUCUCCGUCAAAAUCAUGAGAAACUGUACCUAACUGGUCUGCUGAGAGGUUUUCAGUUCAAUGUUCUGCCCUUCUCUAAGAUCAGGAAUCAAAUGGAUAACAUGAGCCAUGAGUAUCUUCCCAGAAUCUACACUGGAGAUGAGUGGAAUAUAUUUAUUAAUGACACAACAGUCAAUUACCAAUACCAUAAUUACUACUAUGGUCUAAACAACAGAAUCCAAUCCUUCUCCACACCAGCACACCCUAGUGCUCUUUACAGAGAACAAACGGUGCCGUGGCAAGCCCAGCUGUUUUUUAGUGCUCAGGAAUGCUCUAACUAUGGUAUUUCAUGUACAACUUUUCCUGUUGCAAGGUUUUACGGAUAUGGCAAUCAGAAUAAUUACGCUAGCAUCAUUCGCUACAGCAACAGGUUGAUUCUUACCUGUAAGAAUGAAAACAAUAUCUUUCAUGUCCAGGAUUUCAAAAACGACAUGGCGGUAGUUUCAAAUAACAGUAUGGUUCUGCCAAACCCCUGUCCUGAUGACUACAGUUUUAGAUUUGUAGUGCGUCCAGAGUAUAUCUGAAUGCAUGCUGUUAACAUCAUGUGAUUUUCUACUGGUGGUAAAGUUUAGGUCUGUUUAUUCAAUUCAGUCAAACUAAAAUCAUGAUUAAUAUUCCUUUGUAAUGUUCAAUGUCAGUUUAAGAUCAAUAUAAUAAUCAGUGAAGGGUUUUAAUCAUUUUGUUUAUUUCAUGUAAUGAUCAGAAUGUUAGACAUUAACUAUUUUUGUCUGUUUAAACAUGCACUUAAAAAUGAUACAAAUAAUAAUAAAAAAAAAACAAACA